CACACACACCGGCACCACACUGACGAGCAGAUAACCAGCCGGUACUGCCUGUAUUCCUGUGACAGAUCUGAGGGACAGAUGGAAGAAGAGCAGGAGAGAGGAACAGGGAAAAGGAUGAUGAGGAUUGAUACCAGGAGGAACAGGAUAAAAGCAAAGGAGGCAGCAUAAGGAAGAAAAAGGAAUCGUAGACCAAGCAGAUCCUGCUAGGGGAGAAGUUUGCAGUGAUGAUGCGAGGAGAGCAUGGCGAGUACCAGCGCCAGUACCACACACUGGGAAACACGGCCAGACGAUACUCCAACCCAGAUGUUGAGGUGCUGACCAAGCACCAUGUGGGUGAUGCAGAAAGACAGCGGGGCAAAUACCCACCUCAGCAUGCUGCCACGCUCGUCAGUGCCAACUGUUCACGCCAGCAGCAACCACAUUACUGGAGUUUUAAGGCAAGGACUCCACGUGUCACCGGUGGUGGACAACAGUCUCUUGGCGAUCAGGGUGGCGGACGAGGGUUCUACGCUUCUGCAGAAAAUUUAGAGACCAUGGGUGACGCUGAUCUCGCUUUGGGCUUCAGCCGCUCCAACCGGCUCAGACAGAGCCUGCCGCUCGCCCGAUCUCCUAGUCAGAAUAAGCUCCGCCCACCAGGUGUCCUGUUUCUGCAGUUUGGAGACGAGACGAGGCGGAUUCACCUGAGUCAUGAGCUGAGCAGUAUGGAGACUCUACAUGCUCUUAUAGUUCACGUCUUUCCUCAGCAGCUCAGUAUGAGCGCCCUGCGCUCGCCCGCAACCGCCAUCCUCAUCAAAGACGAAGCACGCAACAUCUUCUAUGAACUGGAUGACCCGCGUCGCAUUCACGAUCGCUGCGUCCUCAAGAUCUACUGCCGAGACACGCCAUACAUCACACCCCACCAUGCCCACCAUGCCCAUGUGACCAACGGGGACCUCCGGAGGGAGCUAAUGUACGCCUCACGUGAAUCUUCACCUACCCGCCGCUUGAACACCCACCCUUCAUCCUCUCCUUCAGCCUCUCCGUCCCGGCCUCACUCCCGCCUCUCUUAUACGUCUGUCCGCCCGUCCUCAUAUGCUGGGCCACCCCCUUCUGUUCAGCCACACCCCUACCAUCACCAGAACCCUGCCCAUCCAGCUUUUUGCCCAUCCCCCAGUGCCAUCCUGGAGCGGCGUGAUGUUAGACCAGAUGAAGAAUCACCAGGGUCGCCUUCUAAAAGUGUGGUGCUCCUAAAGAAUGAGGCAGUGUAUGCUGACCCAUAUGCUCUCGUUCAUGGCAUGGCAUCACCCCAGGCCCUGGCUUUGCGUCGUGGCUCGCUGCGCUCCCUGGGCCCGUACUCAGCGGCUGCUCUACAGUGUGAACUCGAUGCCGCCCUCUACAGGUCUGGAGGGCCUUUAUACAAUGAGUCUUUUGCUCCAGUGGCGAUCCGAACUCUGCCACCCGCCUCACCUCAGAAACUGGAGCCAUACAGGAGUCAGUCCGGUCGCGGCUCACCUGGGAGGCAGGGCUUCCGAAAAGAUGGAACGGUGUACAUUGAGGGCCAAAAGACGCGGGUCACGGGCCAAAUGCUGGACCAGAUGUGUGUGAUGGGGGGUAUUGGAAGUGAGGGGACGGCACUAGGAGGAUAUGAAACAGAUACCAGGGAGAGAAUGGAGGCAAUGGAGAAGCAGAUAGCGAGUCUGACAGGUCUGGUUCAGAGUGUCCUCACCAGAGCCCCGGACAGUCCUGACAAAGCAGAAACAGCGAGUGACUGCUCAGCCCCUGAGACUCGCAGGGGUAAAAAAGGAAAAGCCACGACCCCCUCUGCUCCCCUGGCUUUGAUGCCCCCACCACCCACAGGAACAUCUCAGCCCAUCGCAAUGUCUCGCUCCCAAAUGCAGCUGCAUCUGAGCGACCUGCAUCGGAGCACGGCGGAACUUCGCAAGCAGUUAACACAGCUGCGCAAACUUCAGAUGCAGAAUCAGGACUCUGUGCACACUUUACUGAGGCAGGCGGAGACUGAUUUGGGUCUCUGCCUGAUCGAAGCAUCUCGGACGCAGGAGGAUCCACUACAGCGCCAGCGUCUCUUGGUGGAGGAGGAGCGACUGCGCUACCUUAAUGAAGAAGAGCUGAUCAUACAGAAACUGCAUGAUCUGGAACGUUCUGUGGAGGAAAUGAAGACUGGAGCGGGGCUUAAUCAUCACUUGGUAACUGAACAGGAAGUGGAACAGAAAAGUCAAGAGCUUAGGAAGCUUGGAGAGACACUGACCAAACUGAAGAAUCAGUUCCCAACGUUGCAGAGUAAGAUGCGAGUGGUGUUGAGGGUAGAGGUUGAGGCUGUGAAGUUUCUAAAGGAGGAACCACUGAGGCUUGAUGCACUGCUAAAACGCUGCAGAAACAUCACAGAUACACUCACACUACUUAGGAGGCAGGUAUCAGAAGGCCUGUGGAAAACUCCGGAAGAUUAUAGCAGCUCCAGUGAUUCUGACUUUGCAAAGAGUUGUGAUAUGGACAUCCUGACCAGCCCCUCUCUGUCCAGUAUCCCUGACUUAACAGCAGCUUUAACAGGCACUGCCAGUCUCUCGAGCUCUUUACACUCCAGUGUAAACCUGGGCACUAAUCCCAGCCUCACCAGCUCUGCCCGUAUAGGGUCCAGUGCAAGUCUGUCAAGUGCCCUCGGUACUAGUCUAGGUUCGAGUUUGGGUGGUGCUGCUGGUUUAUCAGGCACUACCACUCUUGGAAACUGGCUGGUGGGUGCUGGGGCACUUAACAGCAGCAUGCCGGAGCAGGAUGGCACAUCAGCAGGCAUAGCAAAGAGCCGUGUUUUGGAGGAUCUACCCACACGAAGAGAAACCGACAAAGGAGUGUCUGUGGAAGUCCGCCUGGCAGCAGAGCGUGAUUGGGAAGAAAAGCGGGCAAGUUUAACCCAGUUUAGUGCACAGGAUAUUAAUCGUCUCUUGGAAGAGACGCAGGCCGAACUGAUGAAGGCUAUUCCAGAUCUGGAUUUUGCUGCCAAACAGAUAACCAAGCCUGCUGUGCCCCCCAAACCGCAGCUUUCCUCUCUGCCCAAACCUGCCUCACCAUCCUCUACACCAAGCUGUACACCUGAACACCAGCCAGGAAAACCACCACCCAAACCCGCUGCCAAGGAGGGCAUUCAGCGAAGAGAAUCAGGCGAGUUAACAGUGCCGCGGUAUCGAACUGAGAAGCUUUCUAAGUCUCCACCCCCUCCACCGCCACGCCGCAGUUUCCCAUCAGGACACAGGCUCACCACCAACAGCAGUGGAGAAGUUGUCAUCAUUAACAAGAAACCAGAGAAGACUGAAAAUGAUGAAGAGUCUGACACACAAGCUCAGUCUCAGACACCACUAGCAAAACUUAGACGACCUUCGACCUCAGAUGGACCCCGGCCUUCCUCCACGCCUCCAGUCAUCGCUGCAUCCGGGAUAAAGGAUGAUGAAGAUGAGGAGAAAAAGAUCAUGGCUGAGCUCGAGAUCUUCCAACCUGCACUGGUAAAAGCCAUCACUCCCCAGUCCCACAUCACUGUCCCAUCCACCAGUCCCAACAACACCAGCACUACCAGUUUGGUUCAGUGGACGUGCAGCUCUUUAUACCAGGAGAAUGCAGGAACUCCUACAGGUUCAACUAAGAUAGCAUCGUCAUCGCCUCACCUUAAGCAGCUGCAGCAGAGCAGUCUGGAACGUAGGAACAGAAAGCAGCGCGAGCAGCCGGGUCAGCAGCAGAGCUAAGAUCUUAUAGGCAUGCAUAAAAAAUAAUGACGUUUUAUAUCCAACAUCCAGAUUAAUGCUGCUCUUCUAUUUAUUUCAUACCUCAAACUUUAUAAGGCUUUAUGAGGUGAAAGCUACUUCUGCCUCCCCUUUUCCUGACUGGCAUGUUGCCAUUAGUUUUAGCUGGACGCUGUCCUUCGCUCUCCCCUUCCCUGAGAUCUGAUCCUACCUUAGGUGAUUAUACCAUGAUGGCAAACAGAAUCCAUUUGGACAAUGGACACAGCACAUGUGAAGCUGGCAUUUGACCUAGUGCAUUAGGGUAAGUUACUUUCAUUAAGGUCAGGGUUUGAAAUCAUGACUCGUAGAUGUGACAGUGAAUUAUUGUAUGUACAAUAAAGCAACACUAUCGAAGCUACAGCAUAUUGAACUAGU
This is a messenger RNA of Trichomycterus rosablanca, 4136 nucleotides long. It is a transcript of the gene srcin1b, whose product is annotated as SRC kinase signaling inhibitor 1b. The record is from RefSeq and is a predicted model, not a curated record. Lineage: Eukaryota; Metazoa; Chordata; Actinopteri; Siluriformes; Trichomycteridae. Gene Ontology annotation, cellular component: postsynaptic density; actin cytoskeleton; cytoplasm. Bases 225 to 3725 code for a protein of 1166 amino acids. Gene Ontology annotation, biological process: regulation of dendritic spine morphogenesis. The transcript is spliced from 21 exons.